Messenger RNA from Alternaria arborescens, 657 nucleotides. RefSeq lists its product as hypothetical. The transcript is spliced from 3 exons. The record is from RefSeq and is a predicted model, not a curated record. Bases 1 to 657 code for a protein of 218 amino acids. NCBI's taxonomy places the organism in Eukaryota, Fungi, Ascomycota, Dothideomycetes, Pleosporales, Pleosporaceae.
AUGGCAGUCAAUGCCAGAAACCUUAGCGGCGGUAUCUCGUUCUUCGACUUGUGUGGAGAGCUACGCAACGCCAUCUACGAGGAAUUCAUCAAUCUCAAGCCGACAAUGAUCGAAGCUGCCAACCUAGCCUGCAUCCACAAGCAGAUUCACUCUGAGUUCGGGAUGUUAUUCAUUCUUCGGGGUAAUGUCAGGCUCAAACUUGAGGAUAUCUACAAGGGUUCACAUCACUUCUUCGUUCGCUACCCCAGCUCAGCUCUGGAGGAUGUGCAUUGCGUCAUCGAUGUGGUGGCCCCCUUCUUUCCAAGUCACUCAAUCAAUGUGCUUGCAGUCGUUUCGGUCCUACAUAGGUACCCCCUACUUAGGAUCGUAUGGCUCAACAGGUGUGAACCCGAUGACGACGGUGAAUGGCACCAUGAAGAUCUUGCCUCUGUCGUGAUGAGUAUGGUUGCCCGUCAUUCUGAGGAGCCGAUUUCUGUCAAGCUUUCUCAUGAAGAGUUUCACACAAUGCUCGAGCUUUCCAUCGUUCUAGAAAAGGGAGUAUCUAAACAGACUAUCCAGGACUGGAAGCAUGAUUGGAAGUCUGCUUACAGCUGGGGGACAUCGAUGUUACGGUCCGUGAGCAAGAUCUUGAGGAUUCGGAGGAUAAGCAAGUUGUAA